Prorocentrum cordatum is the source of this 967-nucleotide messenger RNA. Lineage: Eukaryota; Dinophyceae; Prorocentrales; Prorocentraceae. The record is from the annotation of a GenBank genome assembly.
AUGAGAACUUUUUUGGAGCCAGGGUGUCUGGAACGAGCCGCGCUCUGGCCCUUCGCGCCUGGCUGCUGCUGUCCGCUGGCUGCUCAUCGUCGAACUCUUCGGCGUCUGAGCGUCCCUCCCUCCUGUCGGCCUUGCACGCCGGCCCACUCGCCAGUCAGUGCCCCUACCCAGCUGCUCGCUGGACCGGACUUCGCCGCCCCGCCGCCGACGAACGAAGCAGGCUGGCAGGGAGCCGCUCCGCCCUGCAGCGGGCCCGCAUGCGCAGGCGCGCCCGCUCGGCGUGCGCAAGUCCGUCAGCGAGCCAGGCCGGCGGACCGGCCCGGCGCUGGCGCCGGUGGCGUCGGGCGACCCCGGCGGCGGCGGGAGCGGCGCGGGCGACGUGUGGGCCGAGCUCGGGAGGCUGCGGGAGCAGCUCCGCCGCGAGCAGCGGCGCGCCGCCUUCGCGGAGGAGGCGCUGGCCGCUGCGGCUGGUGCCGCCGACGGCCCCCGGCAGUCCCCCGGCGCCGUGCGCUCGCAGAAGGACGCGGCCGCCCAGACCGCCGCGCGGCCAGGGGCCCCGUGCGGCGACCUGCCCGAGCAGCCGGCGGCGCCGCCGCUGCCGCCUGCGGAGUUCAGGAGUCCGCAGGACCCCCAGUGCUGCAGGCCUGGGGCGCUCGGCGGCGCGCGCGGGGAGCACCCCCGCCCGCGGGGCGCCGCCGCGGCCGGCGGGCGCCGCAUCGGGGCUCGGGCGGAGUUCACCGCGGAGCACUUCUCGGCCGGCCCCAAGGGCCUCGGCGACGAGGACUCCCCGCCCGCCGCGCCGCGCAGCCCGACCGCAGGCGCCUGGGCGCCGUCCCGCGCCCCGCGGCCGACGGCGCCGCCGCGGCCGGCCAGCUGGGGGAAGAGUGCCCCCAGCCUCAACUGCACCUUGUUCGACGGCUGCAUGAGGACGUGCAAGAAGGACGCCGACUUGUUUCCGUCCGUGCAG